Molecule: messenger RNA, 1203 nt
Organism: Coffea eugenioides
Lineage: Eukaryota; Viridiplantae; Streptophyta; Magnoliopsida; Gentianales; Rubiaceae
Product: protein COBRA-like
Exons: 4
Coding region: 354-1049 (231 amino acids)
Biological process (GO): cellulose microfibril organization; plant-type cell wall cellulose biosynthetic process
Cellular component (GO): plasma membrane
Source: RefSeq, a predicted model, not a curated record
GUUUGCAGUUUAUGAAUGGUUACUGAAAGGAAAGAAUUAUAAGCCUACAGACCAUUAUGAAAGUGACAUAACUAAAUACUAUUCAAUUUGUCAUAAUCACUGGAACUAUUACGAAAGAAUUCUAUUACCAGCAGUGGUUAAAGAAAGACUUGCUCAACAAAGUCUAAAGCUCCAUGUGAGUGAGUUGAGGGAGGGAGGGAGCUUAGGCAUAGCCAGGUAGUGUUAGUGCAGAGACAGCUCACCACCGCGUUCUCUCUCGCUUACUCUUUUCCCUUUGCUUCUCGACCAACAUUCACUUCGGUACCAGAUCCUGAGCGGUGGCCAAACAAGAAAGCUUGCUGCUGAAAACAAACAUGGAUUCUUCCUGCUUUAGAUCUCUAUCCAAAUUUACAGCAUGUGCCAUUGUGGUGCUACUUUCCCUUUCUUGCUUCAGCUUUACCACGACAGAAGCUUAUGAUGCACUUGAUCCAAACGGGAACAUCACGAUCAAAUGGGACGUUAUGGCUUGGACGCCAGAUGGCUAUGUGGCUGUUGUCACAAUGUUCAACUUCCAGCAAUAUCGGCGCAUUCAGGCACCAGGUUGGACUUUGGGAUGGACAUGGGCAAAGAGAGAAGUCAUAUGGAAUAUGGUGGGAGCCCAAACUACAGAGCAAGGUGAUUGUUCAAGAUUCAAAGGGAACAUACCACAUUGCUGUAAGAAAGACCCAACGGUAGUUGACUUGCUUCCUGGAACGCCUUACAACCAACAAAUAGCAAAUUGCUGCAAGGGAGGUGUGCUGAACCCAUGGGUUCAAGAUCCAGCAACUGCUGUCAGUGCUUUCCAAAUUAGUGUUGGUUCUUCAGGAACAACCAACAAGACAGUUAGGAUGCCUAAAAACUUCACUUUAAAAGCACCUGGACCUGGAUAUACUUGUGGACCAGCUAAAGUUGGUAAACCUACGAAAUUUUCCACCGCAGAUGGAAGGAGGACAACACAGGCAAUGAUGACAUGGAACGUUACGUGUCGGAACUGGGAAAGCAGGAGUUUGAAUCAUCAAGUAAAAGGCUAAUGAGUCUGGAGCAGAAUGGCGGUGUUGGUGUCAUUCCAGUAACCAAGAAUUCUGAAAUUAAUUUGGGAGUGUUUGGAUAUCAAAAUUAUUUCAAAUAAUAUUUUGCUUGUAUCACAAACACAUUUUUCAACUUACCUUUUUAUAUUUCCAAUCA